UGGUUUAAACUCCUGCAGCAUGUUGGCCUACUUAUCUGCUCGGUAAUACUCUGUAAGCCCUGCUAAUGCUCUCUCUCUCUCUCACACACACACACAACAAAACUACACAACAACACACACACACAGACUCACACAGCAACAGGCUGCUAUCUGUUCUCUCUGAACAAUAAACUCAGACUCUGCUGCUGCUACAUGAAAAUAUGAUGACACGAAAACUGUGACAACAUGAAGGUGAGAGGCCUGAACAGACGGAGGGCGAGAGACAGCGACGGUCUGUGAGCGACAGGAGAGUGAGGUGGAGGUGUGAAGGUGGAGGAGGUGGAGGAAGAUGCUGAGACCCUGCAGACUGCUGCUGUGGCAGGUGGUUCUCAGAUUAUCUUAUCAUGUUGUUACAGCCAGUCUGUGUCUGGGGGGGUCGGACAUCUUUGCGUCAGUCAAAGAAAACAGUCCGACAGGUCAGUUCAUCUCUAACAUCAGCAUCAGCGGAGAUGCAGGAGCAAAUGCUGUCAAACUGUGUCUGACCGGAGGAAACGCCGGCUGGUUCUACUUAGAGGGUCGAACCAUCAGACUCAACACGUCAGUGUCCAGAGUUCUGGACAGAGAGGUGCAGGGAUCGGUGCUGAUAGCAGAGCUCACUUGUUAUGAGGAUGAUGUCAUGCAGAGUCAGUUCAGGAUCCUGGUGGAGAUCCUGAAUGAAAACGACAACAGACCAAACUUCCUGCAGGACAUGGUUCAGUCGUUCACCAUCACCGAGCUGACAGCAGUCAACUCUGUGGUUUUCACUGUGAAGGCAGUCGACGCAGACGGAGACAUGAUCACUUACAUUAUUGAUCAAUCAUCGCCUGAUGCCUGGUUCUUCAGGAUUGAUUUACCAAACAGUGGAAACAUAGUCCUGAACAAACCUCUGGAUUAUGAGACCAGACCUCACCUGGAGCUCAUCAUCUGGGCUCAGGAAUCACACACCAAGGAGAAGUUCAACACGUCGGCUGUUUUAACUGUGAACAUAGAGGACGGAGAUGACCAGUAUCCUCACUUCCUGCCCUGUACACCUGUCUCUCCAAGUGUUCCUGUCUGCAUGAGCCCCACCUACACCACCAACAUCACACACAAACACCAGGAUGUUGUUCUGGAGUUUUCUCCUGGACCAAUCAGAGCCGAGGACGGAGACAGAGGAAUCAACGCUCCUCUGAUCUACAGCAUCCUGUCAGGUGAUGAUCGGGGCAGGUUUGUGAUCAACAACAGUACAGGUGAGUUCAGGUUAACCCGAGCUGUGGACGACCGACGAAUAACACCGAACUUCACACUCAACGUCAUGGUGUGUCAGGUGGAUGACAGGCUGAAGUACAGCUUGGCAUCGGUCGUGGUCAGAGUUCUCUAUGAGAACAUGUUCCCUCCGGUUUUCAACAGAACCACCUUUAAAGGUUUCAUCAUCCAGAGCUCUAGUCCUGCCUCCAUCGUCUCCACCUACGGGAACCAGGUGUUACAGGUCCAGGUGUCAGACCACGACUUCUCUGAUGGCCUGAAUCCAAACAUCCACUACUCCCUCCAUCCUCCAUCAGGACUGUACCAAGUCACCCAGAGGGGGGUUCUGAUUGCCAGGACAGACCAACUGCAUGCCUUCGACAGACACAUACUACAGGUCAUGGCCAGAGAUGAAGAGUCAGGAGAAGAAGUUUCAGCUUCAGUGGACAUUGAAGUCCUGCAGAGAGGACAAGCAGUCCCUAGUGGUGCGUUCACUGAACAGCAUAUGUUUGGAGAAGUGGACGGCAGAGUGGCAGGAGGAAUAGCAGCAAUGAUCCUGAUGAUGUUUCUAUCAGCUCUUGCGUUUCUGCUGCUUCGAACAAUGAAGAGACAACGUUUACAAAGAGACCCUGAAGAACAUGCAGCUGUCGCUCUGGAAAAAUGUCCAAAUGUGGUGAACCCCAGUCGACCUGUUUUCUCUCUGGAUGACUCUUUGUACAACAACCAAGCUUUCAGCCAUCACUAUGAGUCUUCUUUGCAGUCUGACAGUUUACACGGCCGACAGGGAGUUUACACCAGGAAACUGUCUCUGCUUCAUCCUCCAUCAUCAUCAUCAUCCACCAUCAUCAUCACUGAUCCUACAGACAGAUCCAGACCAGCUCUUCAUCUUCUAUCAUCAUCAUCACACACCCUGAGUGAUCAGACGCUAGAGGAGUCAGACUGAUCACAGACUGUGGACUCAACCUGCUCAUAGUGAUGACGUCACACCCGGGACCACAUGAAAACAGACCAAUCAGAGGAGACAUUACUAGGACAGGCUGAUGGUCAGCAGCCAAUCAGAAAGCAGAAACAAGUCGAUCUGAUGUGAAUCAGACUCUUUUUUCCUAAACCCUCAACAACCUGUUUUUAUCAAUCCACAAAUAAAAACACUGAUAAAUGA
Messenger RNA from Lates calcarifer (barramundi perch), 2401 nucleotides. RefSeq names its product cadherin-related family member 5, related sequence (gene cdhr5-rs). Bases 329 to 2185 code for a protein of 618 amino acids. Lineage: Eukaryota; Metazoa; Chordata; Actinopteri; Centropomidae. The record is from RefSeq and is a predicted model, not a curated record. Gene Ontology annotation, cellular component: adherens junction; catenin complex; membrane. The transcript is spliced from 15 exons. Gene Ontology annotation, biological process: homophilic cell-cell adhesion; calcium-dependent cell-cell adhesion; adherens junction organization. Gene Ontology annotation, molecular function: calcium ion binding; cadherin binding.